AUGCUUGACAGGUGGCUGUUACCUCUCAUGAGGAAAGGGUAUCGACUGGGUCUGGACGUCGAUGAUUUAUUAGGCAUCAGUUCCGAGGAUGAAUCGCAGCGACUCGGCGACAAGCUUCAGAGAGCUUGGGAGCAGGAGAUGGACAGAGUGGGAUUGCGCCAAUACAAGAAGGUGAACGGGACCGCGGAUAAUGGGAAAGCCCAGGGUCCGGGCCGUGACUCGGCGACAUCCACGAGGAAGCCGAGUCUUUUUAGGGCCGUUGCCAGAGUCUUCUGGAAGCGAUACCUCAUCGCAGGCUUCCUUUCUUUCUGCGACGAAGGAAUCAUUAAGAUCGGACAGGCGAUGUCCCUCAUGUACCUGGUGAGGUAUUUCAACGGAGAAUACGGAGAAAAGUCCUGGAUCGGUUGGGCCUGUUGUUCGGGGAUCGUCUUUGGAAACGUCCUCUACAUCGUCGCACGACAUACCUCCUUCUUCAGCACCCAGAUUCUCAGCAUGAGACUCCGCAUUUCUUGCUGCUCCGUCGUCUAUAGAAAAGCACUUCGCCUGAGUCAUACGGCAUUGGGCCAGACAACCAUCGGUCAGAUGGUGAAUCUACUUUCGAAUGACGUGAACCGCUUCGACGUCGCCCUCGUCUUGUCGCAUUACGUUUGGGUGGGACCUGCUCAGCUCAUCAUUGCCACCAUCUUCCUCUACUUGGAAUUCGAUUAUUACUGUCUCUAUGGCAUCGGAUUGCUCAUUCUCUUCGUCCCCGUUCAAGGUCUCAUGGGGAAGGCGUAUUCAAGGCUGAGGCUGCAGAUCGCGAAGAGGACGGACGAACGAGUUCGUCUCAUGAGUGAGAUCCUGGAUGCCAUGAGAGUGGUCAAGAUGUACGGAUGGGAAAAACCCUUCUCAGACAUGGUCAACCAAGCCAGAAAAAAAGAGAUAGACGUGGUGAGGAGGGUGGCUUUCCUUCGAGGUAUCAACAUGGGGCUGUUCUUCACUUCGUCAAAAGUUAUAUUGUUUGUCACCUUCCUCGCUUACAUCUCGGACGAUAGAGCCCUUCUCGCGGAAAAGGUGUUUCUGGCAGUGGCUCUUUUCAACAGCCUACGUAUUUCCAUGACACUUUUCUUCCCGUAUGCUGUCCAAGCCAUUGCUGAGUGUCUCGCUUCCCUGAAGAGAAUCCAAAGUUCUUUGAUACAAGCGCUCUUGGGGGAGUUGCCACUGGAGAGUGGGGAACUCAAAGUGACCGGAAACGUGGGAUACACAGGGCAACAACCCUGGGUCUUUGCAGGAUCCAUUCGUCAAAAUAUCACAUUUGGGAAACCCUUUGACGAGAAACUGUUUCGUCGAGUCGUCCAUGCCUGUGCACUUCAAAAGGAUCUGGCGUUACUCCCCUUCAAAGAGAAGACUUUGGUCGGUGAUCGAGGGCUUACACUCUCCGGUGGACAGAAAGCUCGAGUCUCUCUUGCCAGAGCCCUAUAUCAAGAGGCGGACGUGUAUUUCCUGGAUGACCCACUUUCGGCAGUUGAUGCGCACGUGGGGAAACAUCUGUUCGACAAUUGCAUCAUGGGGUUCCUGAAAAACAAACCACGUGUGCUGGUCACUCAUCAGCUCCAGUUCCUUCGAGUUGCCCAUCGAAUCAUCGUUCUCAACAAUGGUAUAGUGGAGGCGGACGGAACGUACGAAUCGUUGAAGAAUUCGGGCAUGGAUUUCGCGAAGCUUUUGGCCCGAGACGAACCACCGACGUCAGAAGCCUCUCGAACACCUGAACAUCACGGUCAACUGACACCCGUCGGUCGAGCUCGAACCCUCUCCACAGGCAGCGUUACCAGCAUCGCUUCUUCGCUCGGAGGCAUGGAGGAAGUCACUGGCUUGAAUAAUCAGAAUUCACCGAUGCAAGCUUCCGAAAUUACUGCCAUGGGUAAAGUGAGAUGGAAGGUUUAUUGGGAUUACAUCGUCACGGGGACUGGUACUCUUGGAUUCGUCUUCCUCUUAUUCAUGAACCUCCUCACCCAAGCUGCCUUCAGUGGCUCCGACUAUUGGCUUUCUCUUUGGACAAACGGGGAGCAGUGCGAAGCCAAAAAUGGCACGACAGAAGCAGGAUGUGAUACGUAUUAUCCGGGGAGAUGGCUGGCAUUGUACGUGUACAUGGGCCUAGUUGGAGUCCUCUUCGUGUCUUCCCUCUUACGAACCAUUGCCUUCUUCUUCGCCUGCCUUCGUUCCUCCGUCCGUCUUCAUCAUCGCAUGUUCAGGGCUGUCAUCCGCACUUCCAUCAAAUUCUUCGAUGAUAACCCAAUCGGUAGGGUCCUGAAUAGAUUUUCCAAAGAUUGUGGAACACUGGACGAACUUUUGCCCUUGAUCGCAAACGAUGUCACAGGGAUAUUCCUGAAUGUGAUUGGAGUGGUGGUCUUGAUUGGAACCGUGAAUCCCUGGAUCCUUCUCCCAGCCGUAUUGGCUUUUGUCAUCUUUAUAUUCAUCCGUAAUUUCUACUUGGCUUCUGCAAGAAGUAUUAAGAGGCUUGAGGGGACAACACGUAGUCCUGUUUUUUCGCACCUGAGCGCCUCUUUGAACGGUCUCACAACCAUCAGGAUAGCUCAUGCACAAGAUACGUUCAUCCGGGAUUUCGAUAAUCACCAGGACUUGCACACGACUGCAUGGUUCCUUUUCGUCGCUUCCACGCGAUGGUUUGGCAUCUAUGUGGACAUUUUGGUGAUGCUUUUCAAUGCCUCAGUCACCUACAGUUUCAUGGCCUUUGCAGACUCAAUGAGCUCAGACGUGGCGUUGGCCAUCUCAUCGGCCCUCACGCUUGCCGGAGGAUUUCAAUGGGGAGCGCGUCAGAGUGCAGAACUGGAGAAUCACAUGACGUCCGUGGAAAGGAUCUUGGAAUACUCCAAGCUUCAGCCAGAGCCCCCCUUGGAAUCUCCUCCAGAGAAAAGACCUCCGAAAGAUUGGCCAUCGAAAGGAGAAGUGGUCUUCGACAAUGUAUCCCUUCUGUAUGAUGCCGAUGCCACUCCGGUCCUGAAGAAUCUUUCCUUCAAGAUCAACCCCAAGGACAAGGUGGGAAUCGUGGGAAGAACGGGAGCUGGGAAGUCAUCGCUCAUUGCCGCCUUGUUUCGGCUGACAGAACCCUUAGGUCGAAUCAUCCUUGACGACGUCGACACCAAAACCCUGGGGUUGCACGAUGUCCGUCGAAGACUUUCCAUCAUACCUCAAGAUCCUGGGUCGAUGAGGAAGAACUUGGAUCCCUUCGGAGAAUACGAUGACAAUCUACUGUGGGGAGCUCUGGAGCAAGUAGAGCUGAAGGAUGCGGUGAAGGAUUUACCAGGUGGCCUGGAUGCCACCAUGUCAGAAGGUGGUGGAAAUUUCUCAGUCGGCCAGAGGCAGUUGGUAUGUCUCGCCAGGGCCCUUCUCCGACGAAAUAAGGUCCUCGUUCUCGACGAAGCCACGGCCAACGUCGAUCCCAAGUUAGUCCACCAGAUAUCACGACAUUGCAUUGUAGUAUUACACGUUUAA
Molecule: messenger RNA, 3492 nt
Organism: Darwinula stevensoni
Lineage: Eukaryota; Metazoa; Arthropoda; Ostracoda; Podocopida; Darwinulidae
Source: the annotation of a GenBank genome assembly